Fusarium vanettenii 77-13-4 is the source of this 1893-nucleotide messenger RNA. RefSeq lists its product as uncharacterized. The record is from RefSeq and is a predicted model, not a curated record. Gene Ontology annotation, cellular component: nucleus. Gene Ontology annotation, molecular function: DNA binding; zinc ion binding; DNA-binding transcription factor activity, RNA polymerase II-specific. Bases 1 to 1893 code for a protein of 630 amino acids. The transcript is spliced from 5 exons. Gene Ontology annotation, biological process: DNA-templated transcription; regulation of DNA-templated transcription. Lineage: Eukaryota; Fungi; Ascomycota; Sordariomycetes; Hypocreales; Nectriaceae.
AUGGCCGACGAUGCUCCGCGUCCGCGUCCCCCGCCAAAUCGACGCAGAGACAAAGCCCAGCUUUCUUGCGAUCCCUGUAGACAUCGAAAGCUGAGGUGCGACCGACACCACCCAUGCGGAGCUUGCUCAAGGCGUGGCCUUGUCAACUCGUGCAAUUAUGCGACGUCACCUUCUUCGACGCCCGAUGCUCCGCGCUCCGUUGCUCCACAAAAGUCCACCAGCCUUCAUGGCAGGAUCUCUGAACUCGAGAACCUUGUCGUGACCCUCAUGAAAGGCCAACCGCUCCCAACUGCGCCCGCACCAAAAUCGCCAUCACUCGCAGAUGUGCUCCCUGACAUCACAAGACCAACAGAAGCUCAAGAUGGAGUUGCCUCCCCGGCAGACCCUGGCACCCUAGAGGUGCGCGAGUCUGGAACCAGCUAUGUCCAAAGCGUCCACUGGGAGGCCAUUCUUACCAAAAUCAGAGGACUCAAGGAGGACCUUGUCACUGAUAGCAAGCCUCCGCUUGGUUCGCACUUGUUCUAUGGUCCGAAUCGUCAUGCAACUCGAGAUGAGAUACUGGCUGCUGUUCCUCCUCGCCCGGUUGUUGACCGCUUCAUGGCCCUUCACUUCGAUUCCUACAUUAUCACUCCAUAUCUAAUCCAUGGCAAGAAGUUUCUCCGAGAGACCUUUGCCAUUGACUUUCCCGACGGACGAGCCGAAUCACUCAAGGCGGAGUAUCUCACCGUGAAGGAUGCCUUCCGGGAGAAGGCAGUGCAAUGUCUGAUUCUGGCUAGGUAUACAACGGGAGGACCAUAUAUCCUGGAAACCCUCAUAACGGUCCUUACCGGAGAGUUUAUUCUCUUGAAAGACGGCGUUACCGACGGCUGGCUCUCGAUCGGGAUGAUACUUCAUCUUGCAAUGCGCAUGGGCUAUCACCGGGACCCAGACCACUUUCCCGGAAUAUCUCCAUUCGAGGGUGAGAUGCGCAGACGCAUCUGGACCACAAUCCUGCAAUUGGAUCUCGUCAUAUCCUUGGAGAUGGGCCUUCCUCGAAGUGCCACAGAUACGCACAUCGACACAAAACCGGCGCGUAAUCUGCGCGACUGUGAUUUCGACGAGGAUACAACCGAAAUGCCUCCGCCGAGGCCAGAAACGGAAUGGACGCCGGUGCUACCUCUAAUUGCAAGAGGGCGACUAAUAACAGCUCUUGGUUUGAUUUGUGACAUCAACACCGAUAUUAAUCCCCCUUCCUACGACGAGCUUACUAAGGUUGAUGCACUUCUUAAAGACGUGCACAAUCGUGCUAUUCCGCCCGUGCUACGCUGGGAGGCUAUGCCACACCCCAUCACGGAUAGUCCAACCCUUGUCGUACAGCGGGUGAGUAUCGAGACGACCUACCGCAAAUCACGCAUCCUCCUCUACCGAAGAGCUUUGCUUGGGCAACAGCGGGACAGGGAGUCGAUGCUUCACGAAGAAUCUCAGCCAUUUGGUCGUCUGUGUCAGCUCAGAUGGAAGGUCACGCGUAUUUUCAACCAGGAUGUCCUCCUUGCAACCAGCGUGCUCUGUCUCUACCUCCAAGACGUCGAUAAAUUUGAGACCGCAGGACAGACAACUAGGGCUGAAGAGAUUCGGCAACAGUUAACCAUCUCGCACAACAUUUGGCGUCAGAUGAGUACGGCAUCUGCAGAAGCUGGGAAAGUAGCCAAAGCUCUGAGCAUCGUUCUCGGAACCACAGAAGCGUCUCCCGAGGAUGGCACCGGGCCUGCUUCUUACGACUUUCUGGCGGAUUUCGAUGCGAGCGAAUUUGGUGCAACGUUGAACAAUCAAUGUGAGAAGAACAUCCGGUCAUGUCGACUGCAACUAACAGAAAGAUUUCACAGACUUUUCUUCGAGCUUCUGCUCUCCUCUUAG